Sciurus carolinensis (gray squirrel) is the source of this 1235-nucleotide messenger RNA. It is a transcript of the gene Nat14, whose product is annotated as N-acetyltransferase 14 (putative). The record is from RefSeq and is a predicted model, not a curated record. NCBI's taxonomy places the organism in Eukaryota, Metazoa, Chordata, Mammalia, Rodentia, Sciuridae. Bases 175 to 795 code for a protein of 206 amino acids. The transcript is spliced from 3 exons. Gene Ontology annotation, molecular function: N-acetyltransferase activity.
AGGGAGCGCGCCCCCGCCCCUCCCCGGCCCCCGCUGCUGCGGCGCCGUGCCGGGCCCCCCUUCCCGUCGGCCCCCGCGGGGAGCUUCUGGGCCUCCCGCCUCGUCCUCCGGACCGGGGCCGCAGCAGGUGCACUACGCCAGCUCCCUUCUGGGGGCGGCGGCCUGGGGGCUGCCAUGGCCCCCAGCCACCUGUCUGUGCGGGAGAUGAGGGAGGAUGAGAAACCCCUGGUGCUGGAGAUGCUGAAGGCUGGCGUAAAGGACACAGAAAACCGCGUGGCCCUCCAUGCUUUGACAAGGCCACCGGCCCUUCUCCUCCUGGCGGCGGCCAGCAGCGGCCUGCGCUUCGUCCUGGCCUCCUUCGCCCUGGCCCUCCUGCUGCCGGUGUUCCUGGCUGUGGCCGCAGUGAAGCUAGGCCUGCGAGCCUGGUGGGGCUCUCUGCCUCCGCCGGGCGGCCUAGGGGGGCCCUGGGUGGCUGUGAGGGGCUCUGGCGAUGUGUGCGGGGUCCUGGCCCUCGCCCCCGGCACCAAUGCAGGCGAUGGAGCCCGGGUCACCCGCCUCUCUGUCUCACGCUGGCACCGCCGCAGGGGAGUGGGUAGGCGACUCCUGGCCUUUGCUGAGUCUCGGGCUCGAGCCUGGGCAGGGGGCAUGGGGGAGCCCCGGGCUCGGCUCGUGGUCCCAGUGGCUGUGGCCGCCUGGGGGGUGGCAGGGUUGCUGGAGGGCUGUGGCUACCAGGCCGAGGGGGGCUGGGGCUGCAUGGGCUACACGCUGGUGAGGGAGUUCAGCAAAGACCUGUGACCUGUGGGAGGGGCAGGGGCGGGGGGCGGGGAAGAGCCCCUAACAAGCUCCUACUGGGCGGGCACCAGCACAGCCACGCCCCAGUGACCCCUAGCAGAGACCUGCCGAGGACCCCAGGCCCAGACACCCACCCCUCCACCUGCCCACCGGUGCUCAGUGUGGAACAAAUCCCUCUCCCCUUGUGGCUAGAGGUGCCGUCAGAGGUCAACCUCAGUCCCCUGCCUCAGAUUCUGUCUGCACUGAGAAACCUCCCUGGUCUGUCUGCAGAGCCCGAGCUGUCUGUGCUGCUGGCCCGGGAGAGAGCUGCCCUGAGUUAGGAUUCAGGCAGGGUGCCCCGGAGGAGACCUCCCUGGGAACGGCGGCCGGUGGGCACAGGGCCUCCAGUCCGUCUGGUUUUUACGGUUUGUUAAUAAAGACUGAAACUGCUGUGUGCUGCCUCA